Molecule: messenger RNA, 1572 nt
Organism: Chrysochloris asiatica (Cape golden mole)
Lineage: Eukaryota; Metazoa; Chordata; Mammalia; Afrosoricida; Chrysochloridae
Gene: DRC3
Product: leucine rich repeat containing 48
Exons: 12
Coding region: 1-1572 (523 amino acids)
Molecular function (GO): protein binding
Source: RefSeq, a predicted model, not a curated record
AUGAACCUACAGUGUGAAUCAAUGGAACCAAGAGUAAUUGAUGACAACUUGCUGAAGCUGGUGGUGGCUAAGCAGGGCCCCCGUGAGGAGGCUGGGCAGCUGGCCAAGCAGGAGGGCAUCCUCUUCAAGGAUGUCUUGUCCCUGCAGCUGGACUUCCAAAACAUCCUCCAGAUAGACAACCUCUGGCAGUUUGAGAACUUGAGGAAGCUGCAGCUGGACAAUAAUGUCAUUGAGAGGAUCGUGGGCCUGGAGAACCUCACACAACUCAUCUGGCUGGAUCUGUCCUUCAACAAUAUUGAGACCAUCGAGGGACUGAACACACUGGUGAACCUGGAGGACCUGAGUUUGUCCAAUAACCGUAUUUCCAAGAUUGACUCCCUGGAUGCACUGGUCAAGCUGCAGGUGCUGUUACUGGACAACAAUGAGAUCUUCAACAUGAUGAAUAUCAUCUACCUGCGGCAGUUCAAAGACUUGCGGACACUCGGCCUCUCUGGAAACCCCAUCUCAGAAUCAGAGGAUUACAAGAUGUUUGUCUGUGCCUACCUUCCUGACCUCGUGUACCUGGACUACCGGCGUAUCAGCGACCUCACAAAAGAGAUGGCGAAGAUGAAGCACCAGUAUUCCAUUGAUGAGCUGAAGCAGCGUGAGACAUUGAUACAGGCCCAAAAGGAGGAGGCGCAGGCCCAGAGGGAGAAGCUGGAGUCACACAAGGCCGCAUUCAUUGAGCACCUUGACGGCUCCUUCCUGUUUGACAGCAUGUAUGCUGAGGACGUGGAGGGCAGAAAGCUGUCCUAUCUGCCUGGGGUUGGGGAACUCCUUGAAGCCUACAAGGACAAGUUUGUCAUCAUCUGCCUGAACAUUUUUGAGUAUGGUCUGAAACAACAGGAGAAGCGAAGAGUGGAGCUUGACACCUUCACUGAGUGCAUCCAGGAGGCCAUCCAGGAGAACCAGGAGCAGGGCAAGUGGAAGAUUGCCAAGUUCGAGGAGAAGCACCUGCUGAACUUAAGUGCUGUUCGAGACGAGUCUGAGAUGCCCGUCAUCGAGGAGAAAAUUGUGGAGUGUGGUGAGGACAUCACUCAGCUGUUCAACAUACUCAUGACCCUGGAGAUGCAGCUGGUGGAGCAGCUGGAGGAGAUGAUAAACUUGUUUGAAAGGAACAUCGUAGACUUGGUGGGACUCUUUAUUGAAAAUGUCCAAAGCCUCAUGGCUCAGUGUCGGGACCUGGAGAACCACCACCACGAGAAACUCCUAGAGAUCUCCAUCAACACCCUGGAGAAGAUUGUCAAGGGCGAGUUCAAUGAAGACCUGCCUGAAGAUGUCCGAAUGCUUUUUGUCGACAAAGAUACAAUUGUUAAUGCCGUUGGGGCAUCGCAUGACAUCCACCUCCUAAAGAUCGACAACAGAGAGGAUGAGCUGAUCACGAGAGUCAACUCUUGGUGCACGAAUUUGGUGGACAAGAUUCACACGGAUGAAAUCAUGAGGAACCGUAAACGAGUGAAGGAGAUCAAUCACUACAUUGACCACAUGCAGAAUGAGCUGGACAACCUGGAAUUCACUGACAAUCUCUUUUAG